GAAUGUUUUACCAUUUAUCGUUAGAACAUGAAAUUCAACUUCACCCAAAAUAUUUUGGUCAAAGUUUAAUGGAAACUGUCAAGCAAAAAUUAUUUAGUGAAGUAGAAGGAACUUGUACAGGCAAAUAUGGAUUUGUUAUUGCUGUUACUACAAUUGAUACAAUUGGACAUGGAAUGAUUCAACCAGGAAGAGGCUUCGUCACAUUUCCAGUCAAAUACAAAGCUAUUGUUUUUCGUCCAUUUAAAGGUCAAGUGAUGGAUGCUGUUGUUAAUCAAGUUAAUAAAGUUGGCAUUUUCUGUGACAUUGGCCCUCUAAGUUGCUUCAUUUCGCGUCAUUGUAUACCUCCUGAUAUGGAUUUUGAGCCAAACAACAUUCCACCAUGUUAUAAAAAUCAAGAAGAAACAAUUGUUAUUAAACAGGAUGAUGAGAUUCGAUUAAAAAUUAUUGGAAUUAGGGUUGAUGCUACAGAUAUUUUUGCUAUUGGAACUUUAAUGGAUGAUUAUUUGGGGUUGUCUUCUGCUGACUAGAAAAAAGAAAGAGUAAAAGGCUAGUAUUUUUGUUUUGAUCUCUUUAAAUAUUUUUUUUUAAUUUAAUAAGAGAUAUUCUAAGAGAAGGUGAUAUUUAGUAAAUAAGGGAAGUAUCUUUGAGAGAUUCUAAUAAAAAAAUAUAGAGGACAUUGAGAUGACAAAGUAAUUGAUUUGAGGGAGAAAGAAAAUUGUGUUGAUUUAAUUAAGUGUA
This is a messenger RNA of Meloidogyne enterolobii, 738 nucleotides long. The record is from the annotation of a GenBank genome assembly. NCBI's taxonomy places the organism in Eukaryota, Metazoa, Nematoda, Chromadorea, Rhabditida, Meloidogynidae.